GGGCUAAAAAAGCUAUGAUGGACCGGACAUAGAUAGGUCCAUGGAAGAUGACGGCGGGUGACGAAGAUUCCGUCAAUGAGGAUGAGGAGGAGGAAGAAGAGGAGGUCUGGGCGUGCCUGGGCCCGGCGGACCUGGAGGCGGACCUCGCGGCGGCGGAGCCGCAGGCCGCGGAGCUGCGGCGCAGCCUGGAGGUGGAUAUUGACUUCUUCACUGCCAGACAUGCCGCAGAUCGGAAGAUGGCAUCAGGGCUGCAGCGGCUCUGCGCGGAGGCGGAGCUGCUUCAGUUCAACCUGGCCUCCAUGGUCGCGAAGGUGGCCCACGGCCCCUUGGCUCCCGGCCCAGCCUCCUGGGGCCCGGGAUCCGACGUCUUCGGCCCCGAGGCCCAGGUGCCGCUUCCCUCACUGUCCCUGGCCGUGCCGGGCGGCUCGGGCCUUGCGGAGUACCUCGAGCGCCUGGCAGCGCUGCCUCGGUGUGUGGCGGUGGCGCGCGACUUGCACUUCGCCGCCUCCAAGCUGGACGUGCGCCAGGACGAGAAGGACAUCAACCGCGACCGCCUGGAGGUGAACGGCGUGGAGGUCUUCGGAGCUCAGGGCGGCUACCAGGCAGCUGUGGCGGCCGUUGUUGGGGCGCUGCGUGCAGGGGAUGCGGCGGCCGGGCUGCCGGCCUGGGGCGAGGAGGCCACCUGCGCGGCGCAGCUCCUGCUGAGCAACUUGAACCGCGCCUCGGGUGGAAGGGACCACCUCCGGCUUUGUGGCCUUCGAGGAGAUCCUGAAGUUGCUGGACAGCCCGGAGGUCGUCAUCUCCCCCGAGAGCGCCAAAGCAAGGCCUUUGGAGGCCGCGCUCACCGGGGGCGUGGCCCUAGCUCGCGCCCACACGCGCUACGCAGUGCACCGCGCGGAGGGCGGGCGCCUGGCGGCCUUUGAUGUCUUCGUGUGCUUCCGGGUGGCUUCCACUGCGCUGCGGCAGCUGGCAGCGGGCGCCGAGCUGCAGGUGCCAGCGCGCGUCUUGAUCUACAGGUCGGAGGCUGAUCCAUGAUGCUGCCU
Messenger RNA from Effrenium voratum, 1043 nucleotides. The record is from the annotation of a GenBank genome assembly. Lineage: Eukaryota; Dinophyceae; Suessiales; Symbiodiniaceae.